Saccostrea cuccullata (small rock oyster) is the source of this 1064-nucleotide messenger RNA. RefSeq lists its product as uncharacterized. The record is from RefSeq and is a predicted model, not a curated record. Lineage: Eukaryota; Metazoa; Mollusca; Bivalvia; Ostreida; Ostreidae. Bases 1 to 939 code for a protein of 312 amino acids. The transcript is spliced from 9 exons.
AUGAGAUGUCACACAAUACCAGGAUCUACACCCAAGAAAACCUCUGGAUCUGGAGUAAAAUAUGAGACCGAGACUGAAGCCUGUCUGUCAGUGUCUCCUGUCAAACGGGAUGACAAUGAUGAUGGUACUAAAUUUCAUAAAUCUGAAGUUCUUGUGGACAUGAGCUUCUCACCAGGUUUUCUAUGGAAGACAUUAAGAAUAUUAUUUCUGAUUGGAACAUUCUCUGUAGUUGUGGUGAAUGUUGCGUGUGGAAAAAUAAUCCAUAUACAAGCAGAAAACAAUGUGGAUAUUCUUCACAAAAAUGGAAUGGAUUUGAGCCAGACAGUUUUAAAUGUGAUUCAUCAUGAGGUUAAAGAAAGAUCUACAAACGAGAAGACCAAAAGUAUCAUACAUGUACAUGUAUACAAAACUCUGGAGGCAGGAGAAGAGUGCUCAGCUGGCACACAAGCCAUUCAGGACAAGUGUAACAAUUCAGAACAAGCUUUGUGUGUUAGGAACAGGACAAAGAAAAACUUGGUAGCUGUGUGUGCUCCCGACAUGUACAUGCAUGAUUUCUGUCCGGUCUUUACACUGGCAACCAGCAAUGGAUCAACCUUUCCAAUAGUUCAGCUUGACAGUCAUUCUCAAUGUGUGAACUGCUCUGACUAUUACAAACGCGACGUCGAAAAAUACCCCCAGUGUGUAAAACUGGAAAUGGAUGAGUCAACACCAGCAACUAGUUCCUCUAAUGCCACCUCUUAUUCUGCUGGGAGAGAUGAAAAAGGGCUGAGUGGUGGACACAUUGCUGCCAUUGUUACUGUAGCUAUAGUUGUAUUGGCUGUGAUCAUUGUUGUGGCACUGUUCUUUCUGCACAGAUCAGGCUAUAUACAUAUCCAGAGUGAACGUCUCUGCCAAAUAUGGGGCCAGAUUAGGGGAUGGAUCUUCGUAAAUGAGAAUUAAAGCACUGAUUGAGAAAGACACAGAAUUAAGCUCACCUUAACUCAAUGACAACCUUAUGUGGAUUACUUGUUUCGCUUAUACCUACUAGGUUUAAUGACGACCUUAUGUGGUUUACUUGUUUCAGG